This is a messenger RNA of Mustela erminea (ermine), 2296 nucleotides long. It is a transcript of the gene LRFN4, whose product is annotated as leucine rich repeat and fibronectin type III domain containing 4. NCBI's taxonomy places the organism in Eukaryota, Metazoa, Chordata, Mammalia, Carnivora, Mustelidae. The transcript is spliced from 3 exons. Gene Ontology annotation, molecular function: protein binding. The record is from RefSeq and is a predicted model, not a curated record. The coding region runs from base 111 to 2021 and encodes 636 amino acids.
GCCCCGGGCCUCGCCCCCGCGGGAGAGCCGCCUGGAGUCGGCAGGGGCUGGCCAGGCCCACGGGGAGGCCGGCCCGCGCCCCUUGAGCUACAGACACCAGGGCGCUCACCAUGGCCCCGCCACUCCUGCUGCUGCUGCUGGCCAGCGGAGCGGCCGCCUGCCCACUGCCCUGUGUCUGCCAGAACCUGUCUGAGUCGCUCAGCACCCUCUGUGCCCACCGAGGCCUGCUGUUUGUGCCGCCCAACGUGGACCGGCGCACAGUGGAGUUGCGGCUGGCGGACAACUUCAUCCAGGCCUUGGGGCCGCCAGACUUCCGAAACAUGACGGGGCUGGUGGACCUGACGCUGUCCCGGAACGCCAUCACCCGCAUCGGGGCCCGCGCUUUCGGGGACCUGGAGAGCCUGCGCUCCCUGCACCUGGACGGCAACAGGCUGGUGGAGCUGGGCUCCGGCAGCCUCCGCGGCCCCGUCAACCUGCAGCACCUCAUCCUCAGCGGCAACCAGCUGGGCCGCAUCUCGCCUGGGGCCUUCGACGACUUCCUGGACAGCCUGGAGGACCUGGACCUGUCCUACAACAACCUGCGGCAGGUGCCCUGGGCGGGCAUCGGCGCCAUGCCCGCGCUGCACACCCUCAACCUGGACCACAACCUCAUCGACGCACUGCCCCCGGGCGCCUUCGCCCAGCUCAGCCAGCUCUCCCGCCUCGACCUCACGUCCAACCGCCUGGCCACGCUGGCCCCCGACCCGCUCUUCUCCCGGGGCCGCGACGCCGAGGCCUCGCCUGCCCCCCUGGUGCUGAGCUUCAGCGGGAACCCCCUGCACUGCAACUGCGAGCUGCUGUGGCUGCGGCGGCUGGCGCGGCCCGACGACCUGGAGACGUGUGCCUCCCCGCCGGGCCUGGCCGGCCGCUACUUCUGGGCCGUGCCUGAGGGCGAGUUCUCCUGUGAGCCCCCGCUCAUCGCGCGCCACACGCAGCGCCUCUGGGUGCUGGAGGGCCAGCGGGCCACACUGCGGUGCCGGGCCCUCGGCGACCCCGCGCCCACUAUGCACUGGGUCGGCCCUGACGACCGGUUGGUUGGCAACUCCUCCAGAGCCCGGGCUUUCCCCAAUGGGACCCUGGAGAUUGGGGUGACGGGCUCCGGGGAUGCAGGGGGCUACACCUGCAUUGCUACCAACCCUGCCGGCGAGGCCACAGCUCGGGUCGAGCUCCGCGUGCUGGCCCUGCCCCACGGCGGGAACGGCAGCGCGGAGGGGGGCCGCCCGGGGCCCUCGGACAUUGCUGCCUCGGCCCGCACCGCCGCCGAGGGCGAGGGGACACUAGAGUCUGAGCCAGCUGUGCAGGUGACGGAGGUGACUGCGACCUCAGGGCUGGUGAGCUGGGGGCCGGGGCGGCCUGCAGACCCCGUGUGGAUGUUCCAGAUCCAGUACAACAGCAGUGAGGAUGAGACCCUCAUCUACCGGAUUGUCCCGGCCUCCAGCCACCACUUCCUGCUGAAGCACCUCGUCCCCGGUGCCGACUAUGACCUCUGCCUGCUGGCCCUGUCACCUGCCGCUGGGCCUUCCGACCUCACAGCCACUAGGCUGCUGGGCUGUGCCCACUUCUCCACGCUGCCGGCUGCACCCCUGUGCCACGCCCUGCAGGCCCACGUGCUGGGCGGGACCCUGACCGUGGCCGUAGGGGGUGUGCUGGUGGCUGCCUUACUGGUCUUCACUGUGGCCUUGCUGGUUCGGGGCCGGGGGGCCGGGAACGGCCGCCUCCCCCUCAAGCUCAGCCACGUCCAAUCCCAGACCAAUGGAGGCCCCAGCCCCACGCCCAAGGCCCACCCACCACGGAGCCCACCACCGAGGCCGCAACGCAGCUGCUCCCUGGACCUGGGAGACGCCGGCGGGUGCUACGGUUACGCCAGGCGCCUUGGAGGGGCCUGGGCCCGGAGGAGCCACUCUGUGCAUGGGGGGCUGCUCGGGGCAGGGUGCCGGGGGGUGGGGGGCAGCACGGAGCAGCUGGAGGAGAGUGUGGUGUGAGGGGAAGGGAGUGAGCCCGGGGUGGGCUGGGGAAGGGGCACAGGGCCUGGGACCAGCAGCUGCUGGGCCCGGUGGGUCAGCACGGCCUGGGAGUCCCUCCUGAUUUUACCCUUGGUACCUCAGGCCUCCUUUGUACUUGGCAGGACAAGGGGCCCUUGCCCCAGUUCUGGCCUCCAGGCCCGCAUUCCUCUGACGGGUGCUCACAGCCGCCGAGGCAGGGCUGCAGCCACCAAGCGGGAGUCUUGUUUUUCUUUAUAAUAAAAUUGUUGCGUACA